CUUAGGCGGCUAGUAGAACUCGUCGCCAUUUUGAUGUUGAGUUUCGUUGUUUACUGUUCAUGUACAAAUAUAAAAUAAUUCCUUCGGGAAUGGAAAUUACCGCUCAAAAGUGCUUGCAAAUAGAUUUAUGUGUAACGCAUAUUACCUAAUUUAUAAAAAAAUAAGCAGAUUUUAUAUUAGUCUAAAUACUAAAUAAGCGUAAUAAUGUUUUACGCACACUUCGUGCUAGCCAAAAAGGGCCCCCUAGCCAGGAUCUGGUUAGCGGCCCAUUGGGAUAAAAAACUUACUAAAGCCCAUGUAUUCGAGACCAACAUAGAGAAAUCAGUAGAUGGAAUUUUACAACCUAAAGUAAAAAUGGCCCUUAGAACCUCUGGUCAUCUUUUAUUGGGUGUAGUGAGAAUUUAUUCUAGAAAAGCUAAAUAUCUUUUGGCAGACUGUAAUGAGGCCUUUGUUAAAAUCAAACUGGCAUUUAGGCCAGGAAUGGUGGACUUACCUGAAGAACAUAGGGAAGCUGCUGUUAAUGCUAUUACCUUACCAGAAGUUUUUCAUGAUUUUGAUACUACGAUGCCAGAAUUAAAUGAUGUUGACAUAGAAGUUCAGUUCAGUCUUAACCAAUCAAGAGCAGAAGAGAUAACCAUGCGAGAAGAUUAUGGUAACAUUAGUUUAGUCAAUCAUGAUGAUGGUUUUGGUGAUAUGGGUUUUGAUACUGAUGGUCCCGAUCUUAUGAGGCAUGCAUCUGGUUUAACACCUUCUAUGGAUCAGAGCAAUUUGCUCUUUAGUGAGCCAGUGCUAGAUCAAGUUGGAAUAGACAAGGAACCUGAACCAGUGCCCUCAACUUCCGGUACACAAAAUGAACCUCCUAUGGAAAUAGAUGCAGGAGUUAGAGAUGAUGCAUUUGGAGCUGGAGGUUUAUUUGAAGGUGGUUUAUUUGAUGAUGCACCAAUGCCCGAUGUUCCACCUGUUGAUACUAGCAUACCAGAACCAACACCCCAAGAUAUUCCAGAACCACCACCUAGUGACGAUGAAAUGGACAAUUUUGGUGGACCACCAUCGGUGGGAGGUACAAGUUCUGGAGGUUCUCGUCCACCUAGCCCUAUCGAUCUGCCCGUCCCUCCUCCUGCUCCUACACCUACUCCUUCCAUCCAUCCUGAACCAGCUAUCGAGGAAGCCCCUCCAGAGGAAGAACCAGCACCUCCUGCCACUGACCAAACGACUCUCCUACAAAAUGAAGAGGAAAGCUUUGCUUUGGCACCUGUAGACGCCAGCCUACUUAAAGAUGAAUUCUACCUAGGUCUAACAAAGACCAGGAAGAAACGGAAACUAAUCGUGGACGAAGUAAAAAAUAUAUCCGGCGAGGAAAUGAAAAACCAACUAAGUGAUACUAGUGAUAUUGUGACGACGUUGGAUUUGGCUCCACCGACUAAAAGACUUAUGCAUUGGAAGGAAACUGGAGGUGUAGAGAAACUCUUCGCGUUACCAGCAAGACUAAUUCCAGCCAGGAUUUUAUUCAAGAACUACCAAAGGCAUUUGUCAUUACGAGCAAUUGGAACAGAGGAUUUCAGUGUACUAGGCGAUGCUGACUCUUUAGCAUUAGACCAAGCGAGAGACCAUGAGGAGCCAGUGCCUCCAGAGCCAAUUAUUCCAGCAAGGAGGGGUAGAAAACGAAAAGUUGUUGAAGAACCUAGUCAAACACCUCUUCAUAUUCAAGAAGAUCCACAACCUCAGCCCCUUCUUCACUCUGAAGAUUCAAUGCAUAGUAUGUUGCCACAAACUCCUUACCCUACAGCACAUACACCAUUACCUCCUCAACAAAUGCCUUACCCUUCGAUACCCACCCCAGGACCCCCUCAAACUCCAUAUCCCAUGUCACAAACACCCAUUCCUCCUCAAUCACCAUAUCCUGUUGCACACACUCCAUUACCACCUCAAUCGCCCUAUCCCACUGCGCAUACGCCUGGACCACCUCUGACUCCUUAUCCAAUGGCACAUACUCCAGGUCCACCAGGGACACCAUACCCUUCGGCACCUACCCCCCUCCCACCUCAUACGCCUUAUGCACAACCAAUGACGCCAAUGAUGCCUACGCAGGAACUGAGACAAGACUUGAUACCUCCCCAUACUCCACAAGGUAUGAUGUCAGGUGUUUUAUUACCUCCUUCGACGCCAGGUAUGAUGUAUCCACAAACUCCAGGAUAUCCUGCGCCACCCACACCUUUACAUCAUAUGGAUGAGAUGCCUCAUUUACCUGCCGAUCAAGUACAUUCUAUACUACAAGAGCAAGAAACUCUUAAUGGUGUACCCCCGAUGACGCCGGCGCAUACCAGUGAAGAUCUUAUGAGAGAACACAUUAGUACACCCAUGGCGCAUUCGUCUGGUAUUACCACUGGUUUACCGUUGGAGCCAUUGGAUAAUUUCCAGAAUGAACUACCACCCAUGGAAAAUAUGGGAUAUGAUCAGAACCAGAUGGCGAAUAUGGGAUAUGAUGAACAUGUGGUAGCUGGUAAUAUGUCCGAAAGGGUGCAAUCACCUUGGGCAGGAGAUUAUGAUUAUGACAAUGGACCACUUGAAGAACAACAAGUUGAUGAAACUGAUGAACAGUUUGCAGAAAGGGUUUUAAAUAAGAGAGCAUAUCAAAUGUUUCAAGUUGUUAAACAAAGGUUUAACCACACGGAUAAGGUCAUUUUAGAAGAACUUACUCAUCGAAAUAAUAAAAAAUUGGCUGCACAAAAAUUCUACAGUCUAUUGGUUCUCAAAAAAUUCCAUGUCUUGGAACUAGAGCAACAAGAAGCCUAUGGUACAAUUAGUAUUUAUAAAGGACCUAAAUUCGACAACCCUUCAAUGUAAACCAAUCCGCUUUGUUAGUUGUUUUAAAUUUUAGAUAAAGAUUCUUUUCAUUUUAAUAUCAUCUUUUGAUACAUCUAUUAUGAUGAAAGUACAAAAUAUAAAAAUAAGUCUGUUGUUUGGGGUAAGAAAAUCAUUGCAAAUAUUUUAAUCUCUCGAACAAUGUUGCGUUUAAAUCUUUUACAAAAUUUGAUGUUUAUACAGGGUUGUAAAAAAGUAUAGUUUUGAUUUUGUAAAAGAUCUUACAAGUAUUGUAUAUAAUGUUUACAACUAAACUGACGAGAAUGACCCGAUUUUGGCUGUUUUAAAAUUAUUUUAUCUAUUUUUUCUUUUUACUGCUACAGUUUAAAGCAUAUUCUUCUUUUUUGAAAAUUCUUUAUAUAUUAUAUUAAUAGCGAAUACUAUCUUUACACUCUAAAAAGUGAAACAGUUCUCAUUUAUUGAAUAUGCUUAUAUUAUAGAUAUCAGUUAAAAAAUUAUUGCUGAUUUUUGAAUGGCAAAUACCAAUUUAUUUUUUUAGUUGCAUAUACACUGCGCGUCAGGAAAAACGGGCACCCCAAAAAAAUGGGUAAUUUUUUAUGUCUCGUAUCUCCUAAACCUGUUGUCUGAUGUAAGUAAUUUUUUUAAUAUGUUAUAGCCUUAUUCUUUAACAAUAUCGCUGUAAUAAUAUUAUUGCUGAACAGUUAAAUUUUAAUUGUAUACCGGGUGUACGAAUCAAACUGUUUUUUUCUCAAAGUUAGCAUCACCCUGUGGAAUAUUCUAGCAUUUGUAAAAUACUAAAAUUAAAACCCAACUAUAGCCUCAUGUUUUCUCAAUAUUUUGAUUUUUGAUUCAUUUGCUUAUGUUGGAUAAUAAAUAAGUUAGGUACUACAACUAGCCAUAUUUUUCUUUAAGACAGGGUGUUUUUAAAUAAAUAUGGCAAAUUUUAAAGAGCAAUUCUGCAUGAAAAAAAAAAACAA
Messenger RNA from Diabrotica virgifera virgifera (western corn rootworm), 3800 nucleotides. It is a transcript of the gene vtd, whose product is annotated as double-strand-break repair protein rad21 homolog. The transcript is spliced from 14 exons. Lineage: Eukaryota; Metazoa; Arthropoda; Insecta; Coleoptera; Chrysomelidae. The record is from RefSeq and is a predicted model, not a curated record. The coding region runs from base 205 to 2844 and encodes 879 amino acids. Gene Ontology annotation, cellular component: cohesin complex; synaptonemal complex. Gene Ontology annotation, molecular function: chromatin binding; protein binding. Gene Ontology annotation, biological process: synaptonemal complex assembly; replication-born double-strand break repair via sister chromatid exchange; mitotic sister chromatid cohesion.